UUACGAUAAGUGUUGGAAUAUUGUUAUUGUCUGGUUAAUUUACGUUGUCAUUAUUAUGACUGUUUCGGUAGUAUCAGUAGUAUGUAAAUCAGUCGCCCCUCAUGGUUACAGCCUCCAGGAAGUUUAUUUGAUCACUGCGGAGCGCGCUGCGAAAUAAAGAUAAAAGUGCGAUAUGUCAUGCCACCGACAACAAAAAUUGACCACUAACAGAUAUCAGUGAAAUUGCAUUACAGUCUUUAGCUAGUUCGGAUUUGUGAUUUGAUGUAUACCGACAUGCCGAAGGUAGAUUUGAAAAUCGUUUUACUCGGGAGUUCAAACGUCGGUAAAACGAGUCUGCUUGAACGAUUUAUAGACGAUAGAUUCAAUGAAAAUUUACCGAACCAAAGCACAAUAGGCGCAGCAUUUGCUUCAAAAGAAGUCUGCGUUAAUAACGUUAAAUUUACUCUUGGAGUAUGGGAUACCGCUGGCAGUGAAAGGUACCAAUCCAUGACAAAAUUAUAUUAUCGUGGAGCCAAGGCUGCAAUUGUCUGUUACGAUGUGACGAAUUUAGAGUCUUGGGAACGGGCAAAAUACUGGGUUAGAGAACUCAGGAGUGUAGAAGAGACGUGCGUAGUAUACCUUUGCGGUACAAAAAAGGAUAUUCUAGACGAAGGCGCGACAGCAACCCCCGAUCUGGACAUUGUGAAAAGCUACGCAGCUGGAAUUCAAUGCAAAUUCUAUUUAGUAUCUAAUAAAACUGGAGAGAAAACAUCUGAAUUAUUCGAUGAAAUAUCCAAAGACUACAUCUCAGAUCCAGACAAUCUACAUUCAGUUAUGGAGGCGAUUACCUUGACUGCGAAUUCAAAGACAGAUUCUCGCUGCUGUACAAUAGGUUGACAGGAUGAAAUCAAACAUGACAUUAAAGGUUUUAGGAUGAUAUGAUGAUGUAAACAACGUAUGUGUUACUAUAAGUUAAUAUUGAAAGCACUGAUUUUUGCCCAAAUUUAAAUUUGUAAUUUUUUGUUAUGUAUAGAUACGUACAUUGUACGACAAGGAGAUGAAGAAUUAUUUUCGUAAAAUAAGUAUGUAUACCCAGGGUUAUUCGAUAAGUACAAGUAGUCGGUAAUUGACAUUACAUCGAUUUAUGCACUUGAAUAAAAGUUGCUUGUGAUAUUUUCAACUAUACCAAAUCGUAGUGCCAGAGGCAGUGUAAUCGAAUAGAUUUGAAAUGUAUAUCAUUCAACGUCAUUCGAUUGUUUACUUUUUUAUGUAUAGGUUUCGUACCUAAGAGUGACUGCUUUGUAAGGAUUCUAGUAACGACGUAUCCUAGAUUCGGUAAAA
Diprion similis is the source of this 1320-nucleotide messenger RNA. Its product is annotated as ras-related protein Rab-24-like. The coding region runs from base 262 to 876 and encodes 204 amino acids. The transcript is spliced from 4 exons. The record is from RefSeq and is a predicted model, not a curated record. Lineage: Eukaryota; Metazoa; Arthropoda; Insecta; Hymenoptera; Diprionidae. Gene Ontology annotation, molecular function: GTP binding; GTPase activity.